Molecule: messenger RNA, 924 nt
Organism: Bubalus bubalis (water buffalo)
Lineage: Eukaryota; Metazoa; Chordata; Mammalia; Artiodactyla; Bovidae
Product: olfactory receptor 6C4-like
Biological process (GO): G protein-coupled receptor signaling pathway
Cellular component (GO): membrane
Molecular function (GO): G protein-coupled receptor activity; olfactory receptor activity
Source: RefSeq, a predicted model, not a curated record
AUGAAAAACCGAACAUUUACUGAGUUUAUUUUUUGGGGCCUCACAAAUCAACCUGAGGUCCAGGCACUGAUAUUCAUCUUUCUGUUUCUCACCUACAUGCUAAGUGUCCUAGGAAAUCUGACUAUCAUCAUUCUCACUCUAGUAGAUUCUCACCUCCAGACCCCCAUGUAUUUCUUCCUCCAGAAUUUCUCCUUCUUAGAAGUUUCCUUCACAUCCAUUUUUAUUCCCAGAUUUCUGACCAGCAUGACAACAGGAAAUAAAGCCAUCAGCUUUGCUGGAUGCUUAAUUCAAUAUUUUUUUGCUAUAUUUCUUGGAGCAACAGAGUUUUACCUCCUGGUUUCUAUGUCCUAUGACCGCUAUGUGGCCAUCUGCAAACCCCUGCAUUACCUGACCGUCAUGAACAGCAGAGUCUGCAUACAACUUGUGUUCUGCUCCUGGCUAGGGGGAUUCCUGGCUAUCUUUCCCCCAAUCAUCUUAAUGAGCCAGGUGGAUUUCUGUGCCUCCAAUGUUCUGAAUCACUAUUACUGUGACUAUGGGCCCCUCCUGGAGCUCGCCUGCUCAGACACAAGCCUCUUAGAACUGAUGGUCAUCUCCUUGGCAGUUGUGACUUUGGUGGUUACUCUGGUGCUGGUGACACUUUCUUAUACAUAUAUUAUCAGGACCAUUCUGAGGAUUCCUUCUGCUCAGCAAAGGGCAAAGGCUUUUUCCACUUGUUCCUCCCACAUGAUUGUCAUCUCGCUCUCUUAUGGCAGCUGCAUGUUUAUGUACAUUAAUCCUUCUGCAAAAGAAGGUGCUUUCAACAAAGGAAUAGCUGUGCUCAUUACUUCAAUUACUCCCUUGUUAAAUCCCUUCAUUUACACUCUAAGAAAUCAGCAAGUGAAACAAGCCUUCAAGGACACCAUCCAAAAGAUUGUAAAGCUUUAA